GUAGUGAAACCUUAGAGAGAAGAACAGGGAGGAUGUAUUGGUUGUUAGGAAAAUGUAGGCUGCUGGUAGAAAAUAACAUCCUAUUAAUAGGAUCUAAGUGCUUUCUGGGAAGUGUCUUGACAGAGAACCUGAGCUGGGCAAAGCAUCCUUACUCUGAGUGAGCUAACUGGCACCAUGAAAAUAUCAGGUGUCUUUCUGUUCCUCUCUCUGGCUCUUUUCUGCUUUUUCUCAGGUGUCUUCAGUCAAGGAGAACAGAUCGACUGUGGUGAGUUCCGUGACCCCAAGGUCUACUGUACUCGGGAAUCUAACCCCCACUGUGGCUCUGAUGGCCAGACAUACGGCAAUAAAUGUGCCUUCUGUAAGGCAGUGGUGAAAAGUGGUGGGAAGAUUAACCUAAAGCAUGCUGGAAAAUGCUGACUUAGAGCCCAUGCUUCGUGCUUCUUGCCAGCUCUGUUGUCCUUCUUUUCUCACUUCUGCUUUUACGUUUCUCUAGUGCAUUCCUUACAUUUAUAAAGAUAUACCUUCCAUUAUGCCUGGGUCUUGAGGAGUUCAAUGGAUAUGUCUAUUUCCCUUGACUUGCUUGUCAAUAAAGAAAAUUCUGCAGAAGCA
Molecule: messenger RNA, 609 nt
Organism: Galeopterus variegatus (Sunda flying lemur)
Lineage: Eukaryota; Metazoa; Chordata; Mammalia; Dermoptera; Cynocephalidae
Product: serine protease inhibitor Kazal-type 6
Exons: 5
Coding region: 175-417 (80 amino acids)
Molecular function (GO): protein binding
Source: RefSeq, a predicted model, not a curated record